Marchantia polymorpha subsp. ruderalis is the source of this 1736-nucleotide messenger RNA. The record is from the annotation of a GenBank genome assembly. Lineage: Eukaryota; Viridiplantae; Streptophyta; Marchantiopsida; Marchantiales; Marchantiaceae.
GCAGAUGCAAAUACUGGCAGCAGAGUCUAUGAUUGAAGCACUAUAUUUCAUAUCUGCAAGAUAGAUGCACUGCCAUGUGUUCUUUGUUUCAGUCCAUGGUGAAGCUCCUCGAGGUUUCGCAUCGGUGGUGGAUGUCCAAUGCACGACUACUCAACGUGGAGCAAAAUCGACGACGCUAGAAAAACAUGAAGCUCUUGCCGUUCUUUGGCUCCUGUAUUAUUAUGAGGAGGCAUUGUAUCCAUGAGUCGCAAGUUGCAAAUGAUGCUCGGCUAUUCAGUUCACAAGUUUCAAGUGAUGCAUACUUGACCAACUUGUUCAGCAUGCUUAGCUCAGCUUAGCUGUCAUUUAUGAUUGCUGCUGAACAUAUCGCGUUUCCAGACUCAGAUGCACGACAGAGGCGUGAUACACAACUUAUGGGGCAUGGGUCUGACAGGAGGAGAAGCGAAAAUCUUCUGUUCUUUUAAGCAAGAGAGGACAACAAAUCAACGACUUAAUUCGUGACUUCAAAAGCAGUACAGCAUUUCUCAAUGCUCAUACAUGAGACAUUUAUGCCAACAUUAUGCGUUGAUAAUCAGAGUAGCAGGUUUCAUGUAUGGACGUUGUGAUAGAUGCAAAUAGUUCCUUGUGAUGAAAUCUACUUUCAGCUUGAUUCUUCAUAACCCCUUGAUAAGUAAACGAGGUGGACGUCUAAGCUGGUCCCAAUUAUUUUUCUCCAUUACUGAACUUUCAUACAAGCCAUCACUUUGCUACGGCUAGCUGGCAGAAGAAAGUAUCGUUCAGCAUGGACGUAGUAUGGCGGGGAAACGGUGAGGUCAUGAAACUCUGAGCGUUUGACAGUGGAAGUGAUGUACUGCAUAUAUAUAGAUAUGCAUCUCUAUGUUGGUCUGUGGAGAAGCGGUAGUGUUGAGUUUUCCAAUUGCAAUAGCUUGCAAUAACAUUUGAUGCAGGAAUGGCUUCGUGGGACACGGUGAACCAGUUGUUCAGAGAGAUUGCACAGUUGAAGAAGGAAACUGAAUUGGCACUUACUGAGAUAGAAGAGCUGGAAAUUUGGCUCGAAAAUGUUUCUCCCGAAACUUUGGAGAGUGACAUUGAAGGAAAAAUGGCACGGCUUGAAACUUUAUACUCUGAAGAGCGAGAUCGUGCAACGAAAGAAGAAACUCUAUUAAAUCAAUCAAUUCUACAGAUAGACGCUAUUGCUAAACAGUCUGAGAAUGGCCAGGAAGAUGAUACACAAGACAAGGAUCCAUCAGCAUGAAAAAGGUUUCGGUGUGGACUGAUUCUAUCGCCGUACUGAAGGAGAGGCGCUGCAGCUGCAAGCUAUGAAGACACGCAGAUUGCAUUUGACAAUUUCUUUCACAAUGUUCUGUAUCAAGACUGCUAUUCAGAUUCAGAUUAUCUCAGCCUUAAGUUCCACAGCUUCCGACCCAUCUAGUUGUCCUCAAAGAGCCAGAAAUAUCUAUAUAGCAGUUUAUAGUUUUGUAAUUCAUUGGGUAGAUAAAGAAGACUCUAUUCACGGUCUCAGAAUACAUUCCAGCUUCUACGUUGCCUGAUUUGCAGAAGAUUGGAGCCCAUUCAAAGAAAACGUAGGUUCCUCCACUAACCCAAUAUUGGAUGACUUUGAAGUUUAAUCGUCAAGGUAUGAUCUUUUUGAAUCAUCUUCAAACUCCAAAGUUCUGCAUAUGCUUGUUUGAUGUAAAGAUUGCUACCUGGAUUUCAAGCUCACUGGUAAGUAAAUG